UUUAGUCCAGUUGACAGCAGUCCGUUGCCCAUGCUCCGCACUGUCACCAGAUCGUUUCGUGCCAACACCAAAUAUUCAGCCCUCGAGAUAUCUCCCAAUUCUCCUACCCCUUUCUUUCUACCCGAGUUCAUGAUGGCCCCCGAAAGAGCAACCAAACGAGUACGAUGCAGCAUUCCCGCUGUACUCAUGCGCGCCGGAACAUCAAAAGGCCUGUUCAUACAUCGGCAUCAUCUACCAAACUCCGAAUCUGAAUGGGCUGGGCCAUUACUUGCCGCCAUGGGAUCUCAAGGCUCAGACGCAAGACAGAUAGAUGGUAUUGGAGGCGCGACUUCCACAACAUCCAAAGUCGCUGUGAUUUCACCUUCCUCCCGACCUGGCAUAGAUGUCGAUUAUACGUUUGUGCAAGUCGCAGUUGGUCAAGAAAAUGUAGACUUGAGCGGGAAUUGUGGCAAUAUGUGUUCAGGUGUAGGCCCAUUCGCACUUCAAGAAGGAUUAGUUCAUGCGAACCCCGGUGAUCGAUCGUUGGACGUUCGGAUAUUCAACACAAACACAUCACGUGUAGUCGUCGACACUGUCGAAGUUGACGACAAUGGCUCAUUCGAGGAAGACGGCGACUUUGCUAUUCCCGGAGUCAAAGGAACCGGUAGCGAAGUCAAAGUCGCUUUUGUUGAACCCGCAGGAAGCAUGACUGGCAAACUUUUCCCCACCGGAAAGCGAAGCGAAUCAAUUCUUGUUCAAGAAAGACACGAAAGUCCAUUUACCGUCAAGGCGACAUUGAUAGACGCUGCCAACCCUUUUAUCGUCGUCGACGAAAGUUCACUUCCUUCAUUUCUAAAGAAUUCCAACAAAGACACACCCGGAUAUCUCAAACACAUGGAGUCAAUCCGUCGUGCGGGAGCUGUUCUUAUGGGACUUGCGUCGAACACCGAGGAGGCUGGUAAAGUCCGAGGCACACCAAAACUCGCACUCGUAUCACCGCCUCAGUCCACCACUAAGGAUGCUCUGAGCAUACACGUCCUGGCUUUUAGCAUGGGAAAACCCCAUCCUAGCUUGCAACUGACGGGCGCCGCCUGUCUAGCAUCUGCAGUAUGCAUUCGUGGGACUGUUGCACAGCGAUUAGCUUCGGACCCGAAAGACCAAUCUACCUGGGAAAUCUUGACGCCAGAAAGAACUCCAAGUCCUCUGUCUGAAGUGAAUGAAGAUCAGGAAUCGCACUCACAGUUGAAGAAGCAAAACGUCAGCAUUUCGCAUUCCAGCGGUUCGAUUGAUGUCGAAGUAUCUACUUUGAGUUCGGGCGAUGAUGUAGUGGUGGAACGGUGUGCGGUGUCGAGAACUGCAAGGCGUUUGUUCGAGGGCACUGUGUAUUAUUACCAGAAGGCGAACUAG
Messenger RNA from Periconia digitata, 1386 nucleotides. The record is from the annotation of a GenBank genome assembly. NCBI's taxonomy places the organism in Eukaryota, Fungi, Ascomycota, Dothideomycetes, Pleosporales, Periconiaceae.